Messenger RNA from Kickxella alabastrina, 3394 nucleotides. Its product is annotated as neutral alpha-glucosidase AB. The record is from RefSeq and is a predicted model, not a curated record. The coding region runs from base 425 to 3295 and encodes 956 amino acids. Gene Ontology annotation, biological process: N-glycan processing; carbohydrate metabolic process. Lineage: Eukaryota; Fungi; Kickxellomycota; Kickxellomycetes; Kickxellales; Kickxellaceae. Gene Ontology annotation, molecular function: carbohydrate binding; alpha-glucosidase activity. Gene Ontology annotation, cellular component: glucosidase II complex. The transcript has a single exon.
UCGAGGCAGCAUAAAUGGCAAAGAAAAAAUAGAUCAGUCAAAGAGAUGUGCAGAUGACAAAUACCAACAGGCUUUGGGGAAAGGCAUCUUCGGAAAUGCUCACAGCCUGAUUGGUCGAAAAACCAGCUCUGCCCAGUUCAACUCAGUUUGGUUCAGAACCGUUUGGCGGCUGCUGCGCCUGGAUAAAAACCAGUUCAAACGGGCAGACUGCCAAUAAUGCGCAUUCAAAUAUUCACGUCACGUCAGCAGCACGCAUAGCUUGCAAUAUAAUUUUUACCUCUUUAAAGUUGAAUUUGAAUCGUUUUUUUCGUGCUCAUUUCAUUCAUCUCAUUUGCACACUUUCUCCAGCACUCGUGCAUCAUUGUCGAGCCCGUCGCAUAUUGACCAAUCACACAGCUUUCAAAUUCAGAAGUUCGCCAGCGCGAUGAACACCAAGCCAAAGUCGCGUGCGCGGUCUGUCGCCUUGCUCUACCUUGCAGCGACCUCUCUGCUCGCGCAAGUGUGUUUGGCAGUCAAGCGCGAAGACUUCAAGACCUGCGAGCAGUCGGCCUUCUGCAACCGCCACCGCGUAUUUGCAGACACCAUGGUCAAGGAGACCCAAGCACUGGGCAAGAGCAGCUCGGCGCCGGCAAACUCCUCACCAUACUCGGUUCUCGAAAACAGCGUGCGCCUGGAUGGACACACGCUAACGGCAUCGGUGCAGCACGGUACGGACAAGGUUCCAUUAAAGUUUGAGCUGUCCUUCUUGGAGAGCGGCAUUGUGCGCGUUAGGGCGCAGGAGGAGACCCCAAUGAAGCCACGCUUCGAUGAAACACAGAAAUACGUUCUGCGCGAUGAGGGUUCGGCACUGCCGUACGCGUCUCCAGACAGCAUCAGGCUGGUAUCCGAGGCGGCAAACGGGCUGGCCACACACACUGUCAACUAUGUUAACGGGAACUCGUCCUUUAGUGUCCGCAUGAACGAAAGACCGUGGUCUCUCGAGUAUUUGGUCGAUGGAAAGCCUGCGAUCCAGCUCAAUACAAAGGGGUUCUUCCACUUUGAGCACCUGCGCCAGAAGCCAGCCGACGGCGAGCUCGACGACGUUGCCGGCGGAUGGGAGGAGUCAUUCAAGAGCUGGACAGACUCCAAGCCCAACGGGCCCGAAUCUUUUGGCCUGGACAUCAACUUUAACGGGUUUGAGCACGUCUACGGCAUCCCCGAGCACUCAUCGCCGCUGUCGCUCAAGGACACACGCGGUGGCGGCAAGGACGCUUACGACCAGCCCUACCGCAUGUACAAUUUGGAUGUCUUUGAGUACGAGCUUGACAACCCGAUGGCGCUGUAUGGGUCCAUCCCAUUUAUGCUCGCACACAGCGCCGAGGCCACAGUCGGCGUCUUCUGGAUGAACGCAGCCGAGACGUGGAUCGACGUCACGCGCGAGAAGAGCAGCACGUUCGGCAGCCUGUUUGGCCGCAGCGGCGCCGGCCAGCGGCCCACGGUCAACACGCACUGGGUCAGCGAGUCGGGCGUCAUGGACGUGUUUAUGCUGCCGGGCGCGACUGCAGCCGAUGUGUACCGCCAGUAUGCAGAGCUCGUCGAGCAAACACCUCUGCCGCGCGACUUUUCGCUGGGCUACCACCAGUGUCGCUGGAACUACAUCGACCAGGAGGACGUGCUGGCGGUCAGCGCCAAGCUCCAGGAGCACCAGAUCCCGUACGAUGUCAUCUGGCUCGACAUUGAGCACACUGAUGGAAAGCGCUACUUCACGUGGGACAGCACAAAGUUCCCCGACCCGGUGGCCAUGCAGGAGGAGCUCGCGCGCGGCGGCCACAAGCUGGUGAACGUGGUCGACCCGCACAUCAAGCGCGACAGCGAGUAUCGCGUCUGGAAGGAGGCCAACGAUGGCGGCUACUUUGUCAAGAACAAAGAGGGCACUGAGAACUACCAGGGCUGGUGCUGGCCGGGCGACUCCAAUUGGGUCGACUACUUCAACCCUGAGGCGUGCAAGUGGAUCAGCGAGCAGUUCCACCUGGACAAGUACAACCAGUCGACCACAGACCUGUUUGUGUGGAACGAUAUGAACGAGCCGUCGAUCUUCAACGGGCCCGAAAUCACAAUGGAGAAGGACCUCAAGCAUUACGGCGGGUGGGAGCACCGCGACGUGCACAACAUAUUCGGCAUGUUGUACCAGAAGGCCACGGCCGACGGGCUGCGCACUCGUGAGUCGCCGGCCACGCGCCCAUUCGUUCUCUCGCGCGCUUACUUUGCCGGCUCGCAGCGCUACGGCGCCAUUUGGACGGGCGAUAACACGGCCGACUGGAGCCACCUGCAGGCGUCAAUCCCGAUGGUUCUCAGCAACAACGUCGCCGGCAUGCACUUUGUCGGAGCCGACGUCGGCGGGUUCUUUGGCAACCCCGACCAGGAGCUGCUGACGCGCUGGUACCAGCUGGGCAUCUGGUACCCGUUCUUCCGCGCGCACGCGCACAUCGACACCAAGCGACGCGAGCCGUGGCUCCUUGGCGAGCCGUACCUGACGCACAUCCGCGACGCGAUCCGCGAGCGCUACCGGCUUCUGCCGUUCUGGUACACGCUGUUCCGCGAGGCCAGCCUCACAGGCAUGCCGCUGGUGCGGCCGAUGUGGAUGGAGUUCCCUAAGGAUGCAAGCCUGUUCGCCACGCAGGACUCGUUCAUGGUGGGGUCGUCGAUCAUGGUGGUUCCGGCCACCGACGCCAACACUAACCAGGCCAUCGACGUGCGCUUCCCCACGCAGGAGAACUGGUAUGACAUUAAGACACACACGACGUACCUGGGCCCCCUCAAGCGCCAGUUCCACUCCGAUCUCUCAACGACACUGGUCUUUGCGCGCGGCGGAUCGAUCGUCCCCACGCGCGAGCGGCACCGCAGCUCGUCGGCGCUGAUGAAGCGCGACCCGUUCACCCUGUACGUCUACGUCAGCCGCACGGGCACCGCGAGCGGGCGGCUGUACGUCGACGACGGCGAGUCGUACGACUACCAGAGCGGCGCGUUCAUCGAGCGCGAGCUGGUGUUUGCGGGUGGCAGGCUCACGUCGCGCGCGUCGGCGCUGACCAAGGACACGGCGGCGCACCAGGCCUUUUUGCAGAAGAUGGCUGCGGUGCGCGUCGAGCGCGUUGUUGUUGUCGGCAUGCGCAACCCGCUGGCCAAGGCCACGGUCACAGAGAAUGGCGAGGCGCGCGAGAUCGAGCUGAACUACGGCGGGGCGGUCGCCGACUCGGAGUGCAUCAUUCGCGACCCGGCUGUGCGCAUUGGCAGCGACUGGGAGAUUGCUCUGAGCUGAGGCGGGCUUUGGCGCGAGUGAAUGGCGCAAUGCUGGUGUUUGCAUGUACUGUGUAUUUGGCGCACGCGAAAGUAAUAGGAAAAAUAAAUAUAUAUAUAA